UCCAAGAGGGAGAGGGAGGGAGAGGAGAGAGUUUGCCCCACAUCUUAGUUGCUAUAACUACUCUGUGUUACGACAGGCGGGGAUGAUGAAGCCGUCUGCAGGCGACACACCACACGGAUCCACCUCUGAUGCUCCUCACAGAGUUUGUCCAUAAUCAACAUUAAAGGAGAGGAGGAAGGUGUCCUGUGAGCUGUCGGGAGGAAACCGGAGGAAAACUGCAAACGGAGUCUAAAACAAAGACAGAAAAAUAUCUUUAUCCGUUUUCUGGAUCUUAAACUUCACAGGAAACAGUUUCACAGAUCCUCCAGGUGCGACUGUUUGUGUGUGUGUGUGAUUGGGACCUGGUGUGUGUCAGGGUGCUAUGGUGAGGCUAUGUGCACAGGCUGGCACAAGGAGAGAUGUACCAUCGUCAGUGGAGGAAGACAGAGAGGUAAAGGAGUGCAUUUUCAUUCAUGGCUGCGCGUCUCGCUCCUGUUCUCGGCUCUGUGGGGCCAAGUGUUCCCCCAGUGCCCGGACAGCUGCCACUGUGCCUGGGACACGGCCACGGUGCUGUGCUCAGACGCCGGGCUGCGGGAAAUCCCAGAGGGGAUCCCACCAGAUACUGUCUCCCUCCAUCUGGAACGCAACUACAUCCGAAACAUCCCCCAGAGUGCCUUCAGCGAUCUGGUCUACCUGCGUGACCUGUACCUUUCCCACAACCGCAUCGACUCACUCGCCUCGGGGGCCCUGCAGCACCUGGGUCCCGAGCUCCGCCUGCUCGACCUCUCACACAACCAGCUGAGGCAGGCCAGCAAGGAGGAGUUCGGCUCCACCCGUGCAAAGACACGCCUCUACCACAACCCCUGGCACUGUGACUGCGCCCUCCAGGAGCUGAUGGAGACUCUGUACCUGGAGCCCGAGACAGUGAAUGGGAUUGUUUGUGAGAGCUCUGUGAGGGGGGUGGGUGAGGGCAGCAGGUGGGAGGACCCGGGGUCACAGGGCGAGCACGCAGGUCAACCGAUGGUCAAACUGUUGGAUUCUGGGGUGAAUUUCUGCAGCCUGCAGAGGAAAACCACUGAUGUAGCCAUGCUGGUGACAAUGUUUGUAUGGUUCUUCAUGGUCAUCGUGUAUGUCGUGUACUACGUGAGGCAGAACCAAGCUGAGGCCCGCAGGCAUUUGGAGUACCUGAAGAGCCUGCCCAGCCCACGCAAGACCCCCACAGAGACAGACACUCUGAGCACUGGUUUCUAAACUCCUGCUCAGCUUCAACUUCAAUGGAAUAACAUGAAAAUGGAAUUUUUAUGGAGAGCGACUGAUAAAAUUCCACAACUUGCUAUAUGGAGUUACUGGAAGAUGCUCAUCCAGAGGAAAUGAACCCUUUACAGCUGUCUUUUGUGACUGUAAUAUUUCUUUAUAUUUGUUACAAUUGAGCCCACCUACCACAUUGUUCUUUAGAUUUCUUUACCUAUUAUACUUUUCUUAAUUUAAAGGUACAGUGUGUGGGAUUUAGGGGAUAUAUUGCCAGAAAUGGAAUAUAAUAGGUAUGAUUUCUGUCGCAUAUAGUCACCUGAAAAUAAGAAUAAUUGUGUUUUUGUUACCUUAGAAUGAGCUGCUUAUAUCUGCAUAGGAAGCGGCUCCUUUUCUAUGGAGUCCACCAUUUUGUUUCUACAGUAGCCAGGAAUGGACAAACCAAAUACUGGCUCUAGGUAGAGCCAUUUGCGUUUGCAUCUCAUGUUUUUGCAUUGGCCACCAUAGUUAGCAGCCCCUCUGUGAUAAUAACGUCAAAACACUGAUU
Molecule: messenger RNA, 1774 nt
Organism: Epinephelus lanceolatus (giant grouper)
Lineage: Eukaryota; Metazoa; Chordata; Actinopteri; Perciformes; Serranidae
Product: leucine-rich repeat-containing protein 3-like
Cellular component (GO): plasma membrane
Molecular function (GO): protein binding
Source: RefSeq, a predicted model, not a curated record